AUGGGGUUGAGAUACUCGGAAGAGCAAGUCGUAAAGAAUGAGCAAAAUACCGAAGCAGCUGGAGAAGAAAAUCAGUCAUCAGACCAAUUACUUACUGAAAUAGAGCAAUUGAAAUCAGAAACCUUAACCCGAUUACAAGAAAUUCAGCAAGAAAUCAGAGCCGGGUUAGAGGAAAUAGAAAGUUCACCAACUAAAACUAAUAAACCAGCCAAACCCUCGCAAACUACUGUUUCACAAGUCCUCCAAGCCGAAAGUAAGGUUAAAAUCAAACAGAAAGCCCUAGAACGACAAAAGGAGGAAGAAAAGAAAACUAAACAACAAGCCACUGCUCAACCAACUAAGCAAAAUCAAAAACAACUCCAAACCGAGGAAAAGGAAACUAAAAAAGCCGAGCAAGCACUUCGCCAAGUCCAAGCGGAAUUAUCUAGUUUAGAAAAAAAGCAAGAAUUCGAAGAAGCCUUAGAAGAAAAGGAAAAAGAGUUAGAGGAAACCCUUAGUCAACAAGCUCUUCAAGAAACCAAAGACCAGGAAAAACCCGAAGAAACUAAGGAAGAAGAACUCCAAAAAAAAUUAGAGGAACUAGUCCAACAAUUAAAAGAAAUGGAAGUAUCAGCCGCCGCUAGUCAAAAAACCAUGACCUACUUCAUGCUCUUUUUGAUUAUCUUUUUAUUAGAAUAUGUGGUUUAUAAAAGAAAUGGUUUACCCGGAUUAGUGGUGUUAAAUGUCCUCCUAGCAAUUGCUUAUUAUCACCGCGAUACUUUAAAAGAAUAUUCUGAACUGUGA
Molecule: messenger RNA, 783 nt
Organism: Funneliformis geosporum
Lineage: Eukaryota; Fungi; Glomeromycota; Glomeromycetes; Glomerales; Glomeraceae
Source: the annotation of a GenBank genome assembly